Pundamilia nyererei is the source of this 1294-nucleotide messenger RNA. RefSeq names its product solute carrier family 25 member 15b (gene slc25a15b). The transcript is spliced from 7 exons. NCBI's taxonomy places the organism in Eukaryota, Metazoa, Chordata, Actinopteri, Cichliformes, Cichlidae. Gene Ontology annotation, molecular function: L-ornithine transmembrane transporter activity. Gene Ontology annotation, cellular component: mitochondrion. The record is from RefSeq and is a predicted model, not a curated record. The coding region runs from base 99 to 1007 and encodes 302 amino acids. Gene Ontology annotation, biological process: mitochondrial L-ornithine transmembrane transport.
ACCGUAUUCCGUCUAUCUGUUCAGCUCUCAGAGUGAACCCACGCUGUAAGAACAUCAAAGCAGUAGCUGAGAGGAGGGGAGACCUUUUCUGAACUACCAUGGCUCCACAUCCAGUAGUCCAGGCCAUCAUUGAUCUCUCUGCAGGAGCCACAGGGGGAGCUGCGUGCGUCUUCAGCGGGCAGCCUCUAGACACAGUAAAGGUCAAAAUGCAGACCUUUCCUAAGCUGUACCGCGGUUUCAUCCACUGCUUCAUGUCUACCUACAAACAAGUGGGCCUGCGUGGGCUCUACCAGGGCACUAGUCCGGCGCUGAUGGCCAAUAUCGCUGAGAACGCCGUGCUCUUCAUGAGUUACGGCUUCUGUCAGCAGGUCAUCCGCUUCACAGCCGGCCUUCACAGCAAGGCUGUGCUGAGUGACGUGCAGAAAGCCUGUGCUGGCUCAGUAGCGUCCAUCUUCUCAUCGCUAGUGCUCUGCCCCACUGAGCUUGUCAAGUGCCGACUACAAGCCAUGCAUGAAAUGGCAUCAUCAGGCAAGAUUGCCAGUAGCCAGAACACUGUGUGGUCGGUAGUGAGAUUCAUCAUAAGGAAUGAGGGACCACUGGGCUUCUUCCAGGGUCUGACCACCACUAUAGCCAGAGAGGUCCCCGGUUACUUCUGCUUCUUCGGUGCCUACGAACUCUGCCGCACAACUUUUGCAGACUACAUGAAAUGUGGCAAGGAUGACAUAGGUGUGGCUCCCAUUGUGUUCAGCGGCGGUUUUGGAGGGGCGUGUCUGUGGUUGGUGGUCUACCCUAUGGAUUGCGUCAAAUCUCGUAUUCAAGUCAUGUCUAUGACGGGAAAACAGGCGGGCUUUUUCAAGACCUUCAUGACCAUCACUCGCACUGAAGGUGUGAGGGCGCUCUACUCUGGUCUUACCCCCACCAUGAUCCGCACCUUCCCUGCUAAUGGAGCUCUGUUUCUGGGUUACGAGGCCAGCCGGAAGCUCAUGAUGAGGCAGUUUGACAGCUAAAACGGUCCACAUCCUUAACACAAAUGAAGAAACGGCGAAAUAUUAUAGCCAUAUGACCUUAUACGUGGGCUCUGAAAACUGCCACACUCCAUCUCCUGUGAGACUGAAGCAACUCGCUUUUGACGCAGCGUUUGCAUCACAGUAUUACUCUGGUUCUUACAUAGAAGAAUUUCUAGUUUUAGUUUUUUAAUACUUCGGCCACUUUGUUAGGUACAGCUGUUCUGCUGCUCAUUAACCAGCCAAUCGGAUGAUCUGAUGUCGUCGUGUUGGUGUUGUUCCCAGAUCAU